AUGUCCCUCCGCUGUUUGUUCCGCCCCGCGGUGGUCUCACCGCGCACCUAUACCGCAACCCGGACCUUCGCCAGCCAAGCGCCCGGCAACCCGGUCUUCGAGGUCUUCAAUCGGAAAACAAAACACAUCCAGAAGGACCGCGCGGCCCGGAAUGUUGAGGAGAGUCGCAAGGUAGACUACAUCAAAGACGAGGUGGCCAUGCGGCUGUGUGAGCGAUUACUGGACAUCAAACGAGAAUUCCCCAACGUGCUCGACCUCGGCGCCAACAGCUGCAACAUCGCGCGCGCCCUGACAACGCCCAACCCAGACCCGAACACACCCAGCUCGCCGCCGCUGGCCAACCGCAUCUCCAAGCUCACCUGCAUCGACACGUCGCCGGCGCUGCUGUACCGCGACGCCGACGAGCCGUUCAACUCGGAGCUCGCUAUCACGCGGCAGGUCGUCCCGGACCUGGAGUCGCUGCCGUUCGCGCCCAACACCUUCGACCUGGUCCUCUCGUCGCUGUCGAUCCACUGGAUCAACGACCUCCCCUCGCUGCUGGCGCAGGUCAACUCGAUGCUCAAGCCGGACUGCCCGUUCAUCGCGGCCAUGUUCGGCGGCGACACGCUGUUCGAGCUGCGCACCUCGCUGCAGCUGGCCGACAUGGAGCGCCGCGGCGGCGUCAGCCCGCACGUCUCGCCGCUCGCCGACGUCCGCGACGUCGGCGGCCUGCUCAACAAGGCCGGCUUCAAGAUGCUCACCGUCGACGUCGAGGAUAUUGUCGUCGAGUUCCCGGACACCUUUGCCCUCAUGCAGGACCUGCAGGCCAUGGGCGAGAACAACGCUAUCCUGCAUCGCGAGCUCGGGCCCAUCUCGCGGGAUGUCCUGCUCGCCAACGAGGCUAUUUACCGUCAGCUGCACAUGGAGGAGGGCGCGCGCGGCAUCCCCGCGACGUUCCGGCUGAUCUACAUGAUCGGCUGGAAGGAGGGCGAGGGUCAGGCGCAGCCGUUGCAGCGCGGAAGCGGCGAGAUGAAUCUGAAGGAUCUCCUGGGUGGGGGAGACUUUUCCAACCAGUAG
Aspergillus terreus NIH2624 is the source of this 1056-nucleotide messenger RNA. RefSeq lists its product as uncharacterized. The record is from RefSeq and is a predicted model, not a curated record. Bases 1 to 1056 code for a protein of 351 amino acids. Gene Ontology annotation, biological process: mitochondrial respiratory chain complex I assembly. The transcript has 2 exons. NCBI's taxonomy places the organism in Eukaryota, Fungi, Ascomycota, Eurotiomycetes, Eurotiales, Aspergillaceae. Gene Ontology annotation, molecular function: S-adenosylmethionine-dependent methyltransferase activity. Gene Ontology annotation, cellular component: mitochondrion.